Messenger RNA from Haliotis rufescens (red abalone), 1757 nucleotides. RefSeq names its product monocarboxylate transporter 13-like. Gene Ontology annotation, biological process: transmembrane transport. The transcript is spliced from 6 exons. Lineage: Eukaryota; Metazoa; Mollusca; Gastropoda; Lepetellida; Haliotidae. The coding region runs from base 140 to 1633 and encodes 497 amino acids. Gene Ontology annotation, molecular function: monocarboxylic acid transmembrane transporter activity. The record is from RefSeq and is a predicted model, not a curated record.
CAUUAUUAAGGUAUGUCCUGACAUUCAAGACGCAUAUUCUUCUCUAUAGGGUCGAGAGAACCGACACCAUCACAUUUAUCAAUAGAUGUUCCCAGUGGGAGCAUUACUGGUCCUGUGUAGUUUAGUUUAGAUUGGUACAAUGUCUGCCGGCGAUGUGGCGGAUGUUACUGGUGACUUCAGAAUGGGUACAUGGAUGUGUCGAGAUGGCAACAAGGGUCCCCGUGGUCCACUAGAUGAUGACAAUGUUAAGAGCAUUCGUCACAGCCACAGGCAAUGUGUCGAAGACAGCAAAUCUGUGGCAAGCACUCAUGAGGGUACCCGUGAGGUUACUACAAGUAAAUACCGGCAGAUUGGAUCGGUGGUCAGUUGUUUCGUUGCCAACAUGUUCUAUGGCGGUUUAGCAACGUCGUAUGGUGUCAUGUACACAUACAUGAAGGAAUCUCUUGGUGUCUCAGAGGAGGAAGUGACUUGGAUAGGAGCUCUUUUUGGUGGAUUUUCUGGGAUUGCAUCAAUUAUUGGAGUGGUGUGUGUGGAUCGCCUCGGGAGUCGACUUACCACGUUAUUUGGAGGUUUGCUGGCUGUCACUGGCUUUAUCAUCGGCAGUCAGGUGAACGACCUGAAUGUGUUGUACUUCGCACUCGGUGUUUUGCCAGGUACUGGUGCGUGCUUGACUUAUACAUCGACCAUGGUACAUGUCACCAAACAGUUUUCAAAAUGGCGACCUGUAGCCGUUGGAAUAUCUGUAACGGGGAUAGCUAUUGGUAUGUUGAUGUGGCCACCAUUAUCAGCCGUAACUGCUGACACGACCGGGUGGCGGGGUACAUGUCUCAUCAAUGGCGCACUGACGCUACACUUCAUACCUUGCGCCAUGCUGAUUACUCCAAGAAACAGUACAAAUUCUUCUGAUGGUCCAGUUGUCUCCUUGAGUCAGACGUUGGUCAAUUGUCUCCAGAUAUUCAGGAUUCCAGGAGCAAUAACGGUCUCAGUCGCUCACAUCACCCUCGGCUUCAGUUACUACACUUUCUCCACCUUCCUGCCUGCCUACGUAACUGCCUCACUAUCUACCAUAACGACUUCAGAGGCUGCUCUCAUAGUUUCUACUUCGGGAUAUGGAAGCAUGGUUGGUCGUGUCAUCUUUUCUGGAAUCUCUAUGGCGAGCAAGAAGGCUGCAAACUACAUAUUUAUCUUUUCAUUGUGCAUGUGCGGUGUCACAGAUCUCCUUGUACCGCUCUGUGAAAGAUCUCUUGCUUUCUACAUAAACGGGGCAGCAUAUGGGCUAGCUCUAGGUGGUUGGAACGGUGUGUAUACACUAGUUUUAGUCAAGUUGUUCGGACUCACUAAUCUGUCCAAAAUAUUCGGCAUAUGUGUGAUGUGUCAAGGGAUUGGAGCUUUCGGUGGAGGGCCUUUACAAAGUUAUCUGUCAAGGUUACUUGACAAGGAUAUGACGUUCGUCUGUGCAGGGGGUUCUUUUAUUGCCACAAUGAUGUUAAUGCUGACAGUGGUUAUGAGACAACAGAUAUCUUGCCCAGGCAAGCGGCAGUCAUUCAAGGUUGGGAUGCUUGGCAUCAAGAACGACGGCUUUACUCCAAGCAGCUCAGACACACCACAGUCUAACGAACACCACUCCCACUAAUAUGAUUCCUUGCUGUUGCUGUUGACAACGCAACCGGACACGGUUUGACAGGGACAAUGUAACUGUACUGUUGGUAAACGUCUCAUGCGGUAUUCAGGAUGCAAUAAAACAGUAUUUGUCAGGA